AUGUCAGCGGGUAUGGUUUUCGUGUGGACACAUAAAUUAAUUCAAGCUGAUGUUGUUCGAAUGAUGUAUGCUAUUGAUUGUAAAUAUGUUGAAAACCUGGUUUGGUUUAAAAAAUCCGUAAAUAAUGUUUAUUUGGAUCAACCAAGUCCUUAUAUCAGUUCUACUAAAGAAAUCUUAUUAAUGUUUAAAAAGGUAAUACACAUUACUGGAGAUGGAUUUGAAUUAAGACAUCAACGUUCACCAGAUGUUAUUAUUGACUUUGAAAAACCAGUAAGAGAAUGGAUUCAUGAUGAAUAUACAGAACCAAAGCCACCAGGAGUAUAUGAUAUGAUUGAAACAUUACUGCCAAAAGCAGGUUAUGAUGAAUCUAUUCGUCGUGGUCGAUUUUUAGAAUUAUGGGCUAAAAAGAAAGCACCUCGACGAGAAGGUUGGAUUGCUUUUCAUGAAAACAAGAAAGCUAUUACAAAGACAGAAUUAAUAGAAGAUAAGCAAACAGAGGUGACAGUAAAGGAAGAGUAUACACCACCUGAUAUAAUUAAACAUGAAACUAUGGAAGAAUAA
Cokeromyces recurvatus is the source of this 561-nucleotide messenger RNA. RefSeq lists its product as uncharacterized. The transcript has 3 exons. Bases 1 to 561 code for a protein of 186 amino acids. Lineage: Eukaryota; Fungi; Mucoromycota; Mucoromycetes; Mucorales; Mucoraceae. The record is from RefSeq and is a predicted model, not a curated record.